AUGCACUUGCCCUCAGUCUUAGCUCUCUUUUCUGUUGGCGCGGCAGUUCUGGCUAUACCUUUGAGCGGCCCUAGCGUCAAUCUCGAUGUUGCUCGUCGUGCGCCAGAAGAGACGACCAUCGAUUUCGACAAACGUGAAGAAACUACCAUUGAUUUCGACAAACGCGAGGAGACCACUAUCGAUUUCGACAAGCGCGAGGAGACCACUAUUGACUUCGACAAGCGCGAGGAAACCACCAUCGAUUUUGACAAGCGCGAGGAAACCACCAUUGACUUCGACAAACGCGAGGAGACCACUAUCGACUUUGACUAA
This is a messenger RNA of Cladophialophora psammophila CBS 110553, 312 nucleotides long. RefSeq lists its product as uncharacterized. Bases 1 to 312 code for a protein of 103 amino acids. Lineage: Eukaryota; Fungi; Ascomycota; Eurotiomycetes; Chaetothyriales; Herpotrichiellaceae. The record is from RefSeq and is a predicted model, not a curated record. The transcript has a single exon.